AUGCCUAGAGACGAUUUAUCCAUCGACUUCGUCCGGAAGAUGCCGCCGGUCGAAGCGGCCGAUCCGGCACUCGUCCUCGACGAGUAUUUCAACAGAACCCAAAACUUCCCCGAGGAACUGCGCUUCGUGCAGGAGGAGAUCGCAGAGAAGGACCGUCAAUAUAAGGAGUUGAUACAGGAGAUCGAAGAUCGGGAUGGGCGAAUACAAAAGUGGAUUAAGGCUCACGGUAGCCACCACCUAAACCCAAAAGAGGAGGAAUACCGGACAACCAUAAGGAAGAACUAUGCGCAGGCAGAGCAACUCUCGAACGAGAAGAUCGCCCUAACACAGAAACUGCUACAUAAUAUGGACAAGCACACCCGUCAGCUCGAUAUGCAGAUCAAGAUGCUCUACGACCGUGGCGAGCCCGGCUUUACCGACCCGGAUGAACUCCCCUCUCUCAUCCGCUCGAGCGCUGCGAACGUAACGACCGGGAUCGGCGGCCCCCGAGGCGCUAAUGGGACGACUCCCGCUACCUCGGCGCUCAACAACCUAGCAAGUGGCACGCAGGUGCGGGCAGCGAACGCCCAGGUGCGCCACGCCCAAGCACAACAACACGGCUCGGCGUCCGCGCCAGCGACCCCGGCAGCGAGCAUGAUCAUGAACCGCCAGGCGCGAGAGAGCUCGGCCGGCCCCGCAACUAAACGCAUGCCCCGAUCCAACAGCGGCUUAGGCACCCUCCCCGCAACAUCCAGCGGGCUUGCCCGCCACUCCUCGCUCGGACCUGGGACGCCCAAGGGCCACCAGACAGCCACCGGUGUUCAGCGCGCCGGUAGCGCUGGGCCGCGCGCCACAUCCAAGGGCUCCCUCGCGGGCGGGUCCCGUAAGGCGGGCACCCCGUCCAGCACAUCCGGCCGUAAGAAAGGCACCCCCGCGGCGGGCAGCACCAUCAACAAGUCCGGCCUGUCCCGCGUCAAACGCGCCGCCAAGAACUCGCCCUCCUCCGCCGCCGAAAGCGAACUCUCCGACGCCGACUCGGCCAGCGACUCGGCCAGCGACACACGCACAGGCGGGCGCGGGACGCCAGCCGCCUCCUUCUCGCGCUCCACCUCCAACCAAGCCGCACUCCCCACCCCCUCCGGCGUCCGCGAGGCCAGCAACCCCCACCGCCGCACACCCUCAGGCCCCAGCGCCGCAGCAUCCAACCACCACCCACCCCACAGCGGCGGCAGCGGCAGCGGCGGCGGCGGAGGCGGAGGCGGGGAGCGCCAGCACGGCACGCGGCCCAGCCCACACCCCCGCGGCGGCGGGGGCGGGGGCGGGGGCGGGGGCGGGGUCAAGGACGAGGACGACCUGAUGGACGUGGACGACGACGAGGCCGUGGACGACCGCAAGUACUGCUCGUGCCAGAACCUCAGCUUCGGCAACAUGGUGGCGUGCGACAACGAUCACUGCCCCUACGAGUGGUUCCACUGGGGCUGCGUGGGGCUCAAGAACGAGCCGAACGGCACGUGGUACUGCCCCGAGUGCAGCGAGAAGCUGAGGAAGCGGUAG
This is a messenger RNA of Chaetomium globosum CBS 148.51, 1533 nucleotides long. RefSeq lists its product as uncharacterized. The transcript has a single exon. The record is from RefSeq and is a predicted model, not a curated record. Bases 1 to 1533 code for a protein of 510 amino acids. Gene Ontology annotation, biological process: regulation of DNA-templated transcription. Gene Ontology annotation, cellular component: Rpd3L-Expanded complex; nucleus; Rpd3L complex. NCBI's taxonomy places the organism in Eukaryota, Fungi, Ascomycota, Sordariomycetes, Sordariales, Chaetomiaceae.